Molecule: messenger RNA, 8038 nt
Organism: Nanorana parkeri
Lineage: Eukaryota; Metazoa; Chordata; Amphibia; Anura; Dicroglossidae
Gene: TENM4
Product: teneurin transmembrane protein 4
Exons: 29
Coding region: 96-7898 (2600 amino acids)
Biological process (GO): neuron development; signal transduction; heterophilic cell-cell adhesion
Cellular component (GO): membrane; neuron projection
Molecular function (GO): protein homodimerization activity; protein heterodimerization activity; cell adhesion molecule binding
Source: RefSeq, a predicted model, not a curated record
UCAAAAAAGCAGGAGUCCCAGAUCUGAUCGAAAAAGUAGAAAACGUUUGGAUCAGUGCAUGGGUGGCUAGCGUAAAUGAACGGAAGGAUGAUUCCAUGGCUCUUGAUGGAAUACAUCAGCCGUUGGGUCUGCAGAAUCAUUUGAGACUGAGGACGCCGCCUCCGCCGCUGUCUCACCCGCCGAACCCCCAUCAUGCAGCUUCGAUCAACUCCCUAAACAGGGGCAACUUCACGCCUCGGAGUAACCCCAGCCCCGCCCCCACGGACCACUCACUCUCAGGAGAGCCACCGGGGAGUGCCCAGGAUCCUGUCCAUGCCCAGGACAACUGGCUCCUCAAUAGCAACAUCCCCCUGGAGACCAGAAACAUAGCAAAGCAGCCAUUCCUAGAGACAUUGCAGGACAACUUUAUUGAAAUGGACAUCCUCCCCACCUCCAGACAUGACGGUGCUUACAAUGAUGGGCACUUCCUUUUUAAACCCGGAGGCACGUCCCCUUUGUUUUGUACAACAUCUCCAGGAUAUCCCCUGACCUCCAGCACUGUGUACUCCCCGCCACCCCGGCCCCUUCCACGCAGCACUUUCUCCAGACCUGCCUUUAACCUGCAGAAGCCGUAUAAAUAUUGCAAUUGGAAAUGCGCGGCACUAAGUGCUAUCAUUAUCUCUGUCACACUGGUGAUCCUCCUGGCCUAUUUCAUUGCCAUGAACCUCUUUGGCCUAAACUGGCACCUGCAGCCGACGGAAAGACAGACGUAUGAGAUCUCAGAUGACAAAACCAGCAGUUGGCCUUUGCCGACAGACGUCACCUUGUACCCUUCAGGGAAGACAGGCGAAGGAAAACCCACAAGAAAGCCCUUAAACCUCUUUCCCGACGAUAGUUUUAUUGACUCUGGCGAGCUGGAUGUCGGUAGGCGGGCUACUCAGAAGAUCCCACCUGGAAUAUUCUGGAGGUCGCAGGUGUUCAUAGAUCACCCUGUUCACCUGAAGUUCAAUGUGUCCCUUGGAAAAGCAGCUCUUGUUGGCAUCUAUGGCAGAAGAGGCCUACCACCGUCACACACACAGUUUGAUUUUGUUGAGCUGUUGGAUGGGAGACGUCUCCUAGCACAAGAGUCCCGCAGUUUGGAGGGUCCUCAGAGGCUGCACAGAGGGGUUGCUCCUGUGACGAGUCAUGAGACGGGCUUCAUCCAGUACCUUGACUCGGGAAUCUGGCAUCUGGCUUUCUACAACGAUGGGAAAGAGUCUGAAGUUGUGUCUUUCCUAACGACAACAAUCGAAUCGGUGGAUGACUGUCCCAGUAACUGCUAUGGGAAUGGUGAAUGCAUAUCUGGAAGCUGCCGCUGUUUUUUAGGCUUUCUUGGGCCAGACUGUGGACGAGCGUCCUGCCCGGUAUUGUGCAGCGGAAAUGGCCAGUACAUGAAAGGAAGGUGCCUGUGCCAUAGCGGGUGGAAAGGAGCCGAGUGUGAUGUGCCCACCAGCCAGUGCAUUGAUGUCACCUGUAGUAACCAUGGCACCUGCAUCAUGGGGACCUGUAUCUGCAACCCGGGGUACAAAGGAGAGAAUUGUGAAGAAGUGGAUUGCUUAGACCCCACAUGUUCCGGACGAGGAGUCUGCGUACAAGGAGUGUGCCAUUGUGCUGUUGGCUGGGGUGGAACAAGCUGUGAGAACCCGCGAGCCACUUGCCUUGACCAGUGUUCUGGACAUGGGACGUACCAUUCUGAGACUGGUGUGUGCACGUGUGACCCCAACUGGACUGGCCAUGACUGCUCCAUAGAAAUCUGUGCAGCGGAUUGCGGAGGUCACGGCAUGUGUAUCGGAGGCAACUGUCGCUGCGAUGAGGGUUGGAUGGGAACCGCUUGUGAUCAGAGGGCCUGCCACCCCCGAUGCAAUGAGCAUGGAACGUGCCGAGACGGGAAAUGCGAAUGCAGCCCCGGCUGGAAUGGAGAGCACUGCACCAUUGCCCACUAUCUGGAUAAGGUAGUGAAAGAGGGAUGUCCUGGCCUGUGCAAUGGCAAUGGACGAUGCACGUUGGACCUUAAUGGCUGGAACUGCAUCUGCCAUCUAGGAUGGAGAGGAGUUGGGUGUGACACAUCCAUGGAGACGUCCUGCGGUGACGGGAAGGACAACGACGCCGAUGGUUUAGUAGACUGCAUGGAUCCAGACUGCUGCCUGCAACAGAACUGUCACAGCAGCUCCCUGUGCCUGGGCUCUCCGGACCCACUGGACAUCAUCCAAGAGACUCAAGCUCCGGUGUCCCAGCAGAACCUGCAGUCUUUCUAUCACCGAAUCAAGUUCUUAGUUGGCCGAGACAGCACUCACUUCAUUCCUGGGGAUAAUCCUUUCGAAGGAGGACACGCCUGUGUAAUCCGCGGACAGGUGAUGACAUCAGAUGGGACUCCGCUAGUGGGCGUGAAUAUCAGUUUUGUCAACGUCCCUCCCCUGGGAUAUACCAUUAGCAGACAAGAUGGCAGCUUUGAUCUGGUCACCCACGGUGGCAUCUCCGCCACGCUACGUUUUGAGCGAGCGCCCUUCAUCACGCAGGAACACACCCUCUGGUUACCUUGGGAUCGCUUCUUCGUCAUGGAAACCAUCACCAUGCGUCAUGAGGAGAAUGAGAUCUCCAGUUGUGACCUGAGCAGUUUCGCCCGUCCCAAUCCCGUGCUGUCUCCAGCCCCGCUCACGGCGUUUGCCAGCUCGUGUUCUGAAAAAGGGCCUAUUGUUCCAGAAAUACAGGCUUUGCAGGAAGAGAUUCCAAUCCCAGGAAGCAAAAUUAAGCUGAACUACUUGAGCACCCGAAACGCUGGCUACAAAUCGGUUCUGAGGAUCAGCUUGACGCAUCACACUAUUCCUUUCAACCUGAUGAAAGUGCACCUAAUGGUCGCUGUGGAGGGUCGUCUGUUCCGAAAGUGGUUUGCUGCCGCUCCCGACCUCUCUUAUUCCUUCAUCUGGGACAAGACGGAUGUCUACAGCCAGAAGGUCUACGGACUGUCUGAAGCUUUCGUCUCUGUAGGUUAUGAAUAUGAAUCAUGUCCUGAUCUCAUUUUGUGGGAGAAAAGAACCGCCAUUCUGCAGGGUUAUGAAAUUGAGGCGUCCAAGCUCGGAGGAUGGUCCCUGGAUAAGCAUCACGCGCUCAAUAUACAGACUGGCAUCCUGCACAAAGGCAACGGAGAAAACCAGUUCAUUUCCCAGCAGCCAGCUGUGAUCGGCAGCAUAAUGGGUAAUGGGCGACGCAGGAGCAUCUCCUGUCCGAGCUGCAAUGGCCUCGCAGAUGGCAACAAACUCCUGGCGCCGGUUGCCUUGACGUGCGGCGCAGAUGGCAGUCUGUAUGUCGGCGAUUUCAACUAUAUCCGAAGAAUCUUUCCCUCCGGCAAUGUCACAAACGUCCUAGAGUUAAGAAAUAAAGAUUUCAGACAUAGCCACAGCCCGGCACACAAGUAUUACCUGGCCACGGACCCAGUCACCGGCGCCAUCCUGCUCUCUGACACCAACAGUCGCCGAGUCUACAGAGUCAAGUCUACCACAGUGGUGAAGGAUGUGGUGAAGAAUUCGGAAGUGGUGGCUGGGACAGGAGACCAGUGCCUUCCGUUCGAUGACACGCGCUGCGGAGAUGGCGGGAAAGCCACGGAGGCUUCGCUCAACAAUCCUAGAGGCAUCACCGUCGACAAGUUUGGCCUCAUCUACUUCGUUGACGGCACCAUGAUCCGCCGAAUCGACCAAAACGGCAUCAUCUCCACUUUGCUCGGCUCCAACGACCUGACCUCGGCCAGACCCCUGAGCUGCGACUCCGUCAUGGACAUUUCCCAGGUCCGACUUGAAUGGCCUACGGACUUGGCUGUAAACCCAAUGGACAACUCUCUCUACGUUCUCGACAACAAUGUAGUGUUGCAGAUCUCUGAAAAUCACCAGGUCCGUAUCGUGGCUGGAAGACCUAUGCACUGCCAGGUUCCUGGCAUUGACCACUUCCUCCUUAGCAAAGUAGCAGUCCACGCCACCUUGGAGGCAGCCACAGCCCUGGCUGUAUCUCAUAAUGGAAUCCUGUACAUUUCCGAAACUGAUGAAAAGAAGAUCAACAGAAUUAGGCAGGUCAGCACCAGCGGGGAAAUCUCAUUGGUGGCGGGUGCGCCAAGCGGCUGCGAUUGCAAAAAUGAUGCCAGCUGCGAGUGCUUUUCUGGAGAUGAUGGUUACGCCAAGGAUGCCAAGCUAAACGCUCCCUCAUCUCUAGCCGUAUGUGCUGAUGGUGACUUGUACGUGGCCGACCUUGGAAAUAUCAGGAUCCGGUUUAUCCGAACCAACAAGCCAUUCCUCAACAGUCAGAACAUGUACGAGGUGUCUUCUCCCAUUGACCAGGAGCUGUAUCUUUUUGACACAACUGGGCGGCACCUUUACACCCAAAGCCUUACCACUGGUGACUUUCUCUACAACUUCACCUACACUGCAGAUGGGGAUCUGACUCUGAUUACAGACAACAAUGGAAAUACCCUCAACAUACGCAGAGAUUCCACCGGGAUGCCCCUCUGGCUUGUCGUGCCUGAUGGUCAAGUCUUUUGGUUGACAAUGGGCACAAACAGCGCUCUCAAAAGUUUCUCAGAACAGGGUAAUGAGCUGGCCUCAAUGACCUACCAUGGAAACUCCGGUCUCCUCGCUACGAAGAGCAACGAGAAUGGAUGGACGACCUUCUAUGAGUAUGAUACCUUUGGGCGUCUGACCAAUGUAACGUUCCCCACGGGUCAAGUCAGUAGCUUCCGCAGCGACACAGACAGCUCAGUCCACGUUCAAGUGGAGACAUCCAACAAGGAAGAUGUUACCAUAACCACCAACCUGUCUGCUUCCGGGGCCUUCUACACCCUUCUGCAAGAUCAAGUACGCAAUAGUUAUUACAUUGGCGCCGAUGGCUCUCUUCGGCUUAUUUUGGCAAACGGAAUGGAGGUCACCCUUCAGACGGAGCCACACUUGCUGGCGGGCACGGUGAACCCCACUGUGGGCAAGCGUAAUGUCACCUUGCCGAUAGACAAUGGGCUCAACUUGGUGGAAUGGCGCCAGCGGAAAGAACAAGCCCGGGGACAGGUCACUGUUUUUGGACGUCGGCUGAGGGUGCACAACCGAAACUUGCUCUCUCUGGAUUUCGACCGUGUUACCAGGACAGAAAAAAUUAAUGACGACCACAGAAAGUUCACCCUGAGGAUCCUGUAUGAUCAAGCAGGAAGGCCCAGCCUCUGGUCUCCAUCCAACGGGCUGAAUGGAGUAAAUGUGACUUACUCCCCAGGGGGACACGUGGCAGGGAUCCAGAGAGGGACCAUGUCUGAGAGGAUGGAGUAUGACCAGUCUGGAAGAAUUAUAUCGCGGACAUUCGCUGAUGGAAAAUCAUGGACGUACACAUAUUUAGAAAAGUCCAUGGUGUUACUCCUUCACAGCCAGAGACAGUACAUCUUUGAGUUUGAUAAAAACAACCGCCUGUCUUCCGUUACUAUGCCCAAUGUGGCCAGACAGACCUUAGAAACCAUCCGAUCCAUUGGAUACUACAGAAACAUCUACCGGCCUCCAGAGGGCAAUGCCUCCGUACUGCAAGACUUUUCGGAAGAAGGGCACCUCCUGCAAACAUUGUACAUGGGAACUGGGAGACGCGUCAUAUAUAAAUACGGCAAACUAUCGAAACUUGCUGAGAUUCUCUAUGACACCACCAAAAUCGCUUUCACGUACGACGAAUCAGCCGGCAUGCUAAAAACGGUCAACUUGCAGAACGAUGGCUUCACGUGCACCAUCCGUUACCGGCAGAUCGGACCGCUGAUCGAUAGACAAAUAUUCCGUUUUACAGAGGAAGGCAUGGUCAAUGCCAGAUUCGAUUACAAUUACGACAAUAGCUUUCGAGUCACCAGCAUGCAGGCCGUUAUCAAUGAGACACCUUUGCCGAUCGACCUGUACAGGUAUGACGACGUCUCGGGCAAGACUGAACAAUUUGGAAAAUUCGGAGUCAUCUACUACAACAUCAACCAGAUCAUAACCACAGCGGUCAUGACGCACACUAAGCAGUUCGACACCUAUGGACGAGUGCGGGAAUUACAAUAUGAGAUCUUCAGGUCCAUGAUGUUUUGGAUGCUGCUGCAGUAUGACAACAUGGGCCGGGUGGUGAAGAAGGAGUUGAAAGUUGGACCCUACGCCAACUCCACGCGUUACACUUACGAGUAUGACAAUGAUGGGCAGCUGCAAACCGUUUUCGUCAAUGACAAACAGCAAUGGAGGUAUAACUAUGACUUGAAUGGAAAUUUGCACUUGCUGAAUCCGGGGAACAACAUUCGCCUCAUGCCGCUACGAUAUGAUCUGAGGGAUCGAAUAACCAGAUUGGGUGAUGUUCAGUAUCGGAUGGAUGAGGACGGCUUCCUUAAGCAAAGGGGAAGUGAUAUUUUCGAGUUCAACUCUGCUGGUCUUCUUGUUAAAGCUUAUAGUAAAGCCAGCGGUUGGAGUGUGCGGUAUAGAUAUGAUGGCCUUGCAAGGAGAAUUUCAAGAAAAACCAACAAUGGUCACCACUUACAAUUCUUUUAUGCUGACCUUGCAAACCCCACUAGGAUCACACACUUCUACAACCAUUCAAGCUCUGAGAUUGCCUCCCUAUAUUAUGACCUUCAGGGCCAUCUCUUUGCCAUGGAGUUAAGCAGCGGGGAUGAGUUCUACAUUGCCUGCGACAACAUUGGGACGCCUAUGGCAGUUUUCACCGGCUCCGGGCUUAUGAUCAAGCAGAUUUUAUAUACUGCCUAUGGUGAAAUCUACCAUGACUCCAACCCUAACUUUCAGCUCAUUAUAGGCUACCACGGUGGCCUCUACGACCCUCAAACUAAGCUUAUCAAUAUGGGUCGCCGUGAGUAUGACGUGCUAGCUGGCCGAUGGACAAGUCCUGACCAUGACAUCUGGAAGCAGCUGAGCACCACCAACAUCAUGCCUUUCAACCUUUAUAUGUUCAAAAACAACAACCCAGUAAGCCGACCACAAGACACCAAGUGCUAUAUGACAGAUGUGAACAGCUGGCUCCUGACCUUCGGCUUCCAGCUUCACAAUGUCAUUCCUGGUUACCCCAGACCAGAGAUCGAUGCCAUGGAACCGUCUUAUGAACUAAGGAACACUCAGAUGAAGACCCAGGAAUGGGAUAACAGCAAGUCAAUCCUGGGCGUGCAGUGCGAGGUCCAGAAGCAACUGAAGGCCUUUGUCACUUUGGAGCGGUUCGGUCCCGUCUACACCUCCCCCAUCGCUGGCUGCCACCAAGAGAAGGAGAACAAGAAGUUUGCCACAUUCGGUUCCAUCUUCGGCAAGGGUGUAAAGUUUGCAAUGAAAGAUGGCCGCGUCACCACCGACAUCAUCAUCAUCGCCAACGAAGACGGGAGACGGAUCGCCGCCAUCCUAAACAACGCCCAGUAUUUGGAGAAUUUACAUUUCACCAUCGACGAGGUCGACACUCAUUACUUUGUCAAGCAGGGCCCCUCCGACAACGACCUGUCCAUAUUGGGACUCAACGGCGGCAGGAGAACCUUGGAAAACGGGGUCAACGUCACCGUGUCGCAAAUCAAUACAAUUCUCGGAACAAGGACCAAACGCUACACGGACGUACAGUUACAAUACGGCACCCUGUGCAUCAACACCCGCUACGGGACCUCCUUGGACGAGGAGAAGGUCCGCGUGUUGGAACUGGCCCGUCAAAGGGCCAUUUCGCAAGCUUGGCUCAAAGAGCAACAAAGACUUCGCGACGGGGAGGAAGGCCUGCGAGCGUGGACUGAGGGCGAAAAGCAGCAGUUAUUAAGCACCGGUCGGGUGCAGGGCUACGACGGCUAUUAUGUCAUAUCCGUCGAGCAGUACCCCGAACUCUCGGACAGCGCAAACAACAUCCACUUUAUGAGACAGAGCGAAAUGGGCAGAAGGUGACAAAGACAAUAAAUGAAAACAAAAAAAUUGACUUCUUGCCAAAGACAGCUGCUGUGGUGGCCGCCUUCCCGAACUGUGUUGAAAUGACCCUUUUUUUAAUUUUUUUUUUUAAGAAGACAUUUGACCCGAAAACGGUCACA